Protobothrops mucrosquamatus (brown spotted pit viper) is the source of this 658-nucleotide messenger RNA. RefSeq names its product WAS/WASL-interacting protein family member 1-like. The record is from RefSeq and is a predicted model, not a curated record. Lineage: Eukaryota; Metazoa; Chordata; Lepidosauria; Squamata; Viperidae. The annotation marks the transcript as partial. The transcript has a single exon.
ACUCUGCAGGAAACAAAGCUCCAGUGUUUCCACCAGGAGGGCGAGCAACAUCUGCAAAGCCUUUUUCGCCUCCAGGUGGAGUAGGCAGAUUUCCGGGCCCUUCUGGACUAAGAGCUCCAGCUUCAGAGCCACAGAGAAACCGAAUGGCUCCCUCAAGACCUGACAUUGGCUGCAGGCCAGACACGGGUGCUCCUCCUGUGCCAAAUACUCCAAGACCUAUCCCAUCCAGUCUGUACAGCAGGGGUCCACCCCCUGUGCCCGGGGCCAGCAGACAAGCGAGCUUAGGCCUGACCCCUCCACCUUUCCCAGGUAGUAGAAAUCCAGGGUCCGGAGGAUCCAUUCGGCAAUCAUCACCAGUUACUCCUCCUUCUCCCUUCUCAAACAGGCCUCCUCUCCCUCCAGUACCAGGUAGGCCAACAGAAGAUAAGGCACCUCCACCAUUACCUCCAACUGGAAACAGGCCCUCUUUUGGCAGGGAGGCUUCCCUACCACCUCCCCCGCCCCAAAACCACAAGCCGCCAAUUCCUUCCACACCACGGCCACCUGCAGUAUCUCAGGUUCCUCCUCCUCUUCCCCCAAGUCGUCCAGGCCCACCUCCACUUCCACCGGCAUCAGGUGGAAAUGAUGAGAUGCCGCGGCUUCCUCAAAGGAACCUAUC